AUCAGCCAUAAAAAAAAUUAACGAGCUAUUUUUAAUUUUGAUGGAUAUUGUAACACUUUAGGCAAAUCCCACUUCAACAAAGCACGGGAGAGAUCCAUGAUUCAUAAGUAGGAAACCAGUUUUAACUAAAAAGACGAGUUUUGGGGUGUAAUGGAGAAGUUCUUGUGAGAACUCCGAAGUUUCACGUGCUCACUGUGGAGUACAACAAGGAUGGGUGACCUUAUGGGAAGUCACCUUGAAUUGCACCCCAAGUUGAAACCGUGAGGGUGUGGGCCCAAAGCCGACAAUAUCUUUGUCGGGAAAAGGUUCGGGAUGUUACAAGUGGUAUCAGAGCUCUUCGCGUCCCUCUUGAACGAUGGUGGGGCAAACCUCAACGAGGGCGUUGAGUCCCAAGGAGGGGGGGUGUAUGUAACACCUUAGGCAAAUUCCACAUCGGCAAAGUAUGGGAGAGAUCCAUGGUUCAUAAGUAGGAAACCAUCUUUAACUAAAAAGACGCGUUUCGGGGUCUAAUAUAGGAGUUCUUGUGAGAACUUUGAAGUUAAACGUGCUCAGUGUGGAGUACAACAAGGAUGAGUGACCUUAUCGGAAGUCACCUUGAAUUGCACCCCAAGUUGAAAACGUGAGGGUGUGGGCCCAAAGUGGACAAUAUCUUUGUCGGGAAAAAGUUCGGGAUGUUACAGAUACUGAAUGACAAAAAAAAAAAACUGGGGCAAUUGGAGAAAGAAACACCAUACUAGCAAAUCCAUCCUAGUUAGAAAACCACCUCUUUUGUUGGAGUCCUAGGUGGUAUAUAAAUUGUCGACAUUACACCUAUUCAGUUUUUUUUCCUUGGCAUGUACGUGAGUUUUAUUUUUACAUUGGAAUGAGAAGAUAAGUUAGAGUGUUGUUAUUUGUUAAGCCCUAAGUUAUACAAUUUUUCUUCGAUCAGAUUUGAUAAGUGGAAUUAUCAGAAAAAGGUUACAAAUGCUCUUCAUGCACACAUUCAUGGUGAACUCGGUGACAACAUCGACCACCUUAUUAGCUUGUUUUAAGAAGUGACUCAAAAAUAUUAUCAAGGUGGACCAAGAUAUGUAUGUAUGACCGUCAUCGAGAAGUGCCCCGAAGGAUAGAAGACAAAUUUGGAGGCUAAAUAACAUGUUUGGUCACUCAUUUUAUUAAUUUCUUUCAUAUAUACCUCUAACAAAGUUAUAUUGCAAUAAUGCUUAUUAACUCUACAUUUUUGUUUAACCACUGGUUACUCUCCGCCAAACUCCGUUAACUUUGUCCGAUGUAGCAUUCAACUAUCAUAUUUGACACGUUAAAUAAGUGAGGUGUCAAUUAUAGAAAGAAAAAUUUUCUAACUCAUCUUUCCCCCACCACGAUGGAAUUCAACUCCUCGUCAUACCACUAUUAUAUGCUUUAAUAAUCAUCUUCAAUUCCCGAUUGUCCUCUGAAGACCGAUUUCCUCGCCCGAUCUAUGCCAACAAUGCCCUGAGAUUAGGUUUCUGAUACGAGAUUUCAGUAAUUCGGGCUUAAUUGUACACUUUUUACCCUUGGUUUCCUUAGUCGUUUGAGACAUUUUUAUUCUGAAUGGUUUGGUUUUACGUUGGGUUUUGUCUCGUUUUUGUUUUAGUCUAUAGCAGGAGGAACCAACCCCAGAUUCGAAAGUUGGACGAAAAGGCGCAAAAUCGGGUCAAAUGAUGGAGGCAGUAGCAGAUCAUGGUAGAAGCAGUGAGUUCACGGUCAGGGAGACCAUGAACUGGUGCCGCAAACCGUGAACCGCCAGGCGUCGAGAGCCAUUUUGGUUCUCACUGGACUCAAGCCAGUUCACGGUCGUAAGACCAUGAACUGAGUUAGUGAUGUGGCCCGUUUUGGCCCGAGAUCUUGGUCCCGCCUUGAGUUCACGGUUGUGAACUGGGCCGUGAUUUGAGCCCGACCUGGGUAUAAAAGGGGGUUUGAGCUGAAGGAAAAAUGAGAGGAGACCUUGAGUGAGAAAACCUUCUUCUUCAACAUUCUAGAGAGAGAAAGUGAUGAGCCAGAAGAGAGAAGAAGCUAGGGUUUCAUUCCAAGGCAAGGAUUUGGGAAAAUCUUCCCCAAAGGAAGAUCUCUUCUACACAAGGAAGGAUUCAAGCAUCUCCAUGAUAGGUUUGAAAGGUCAAGCUAGUGACGUUACACUAGCGCUUGUUGGGAGGCAACCCAACAACAGUUUGUUUUCUUUUCCUUUUUUUUUUGUUCUUUUGUUUGUGUGAAGAGUUCAAGUGUUAAAAAGGAUAUCACCAUGGAAGGUAUGUGUGUUUGCGUGUUUUGGGAUGUAUUGUGAUUGAAUUAGAGGCAGGAUUGAGUAGAUCGAGUCAAAUUUUUGGAAAGGCCUUGUGUUCAUUCAGUUCACGGUUCCUGCUUUCAGUUCACAAUCUUAGCGACCGUGAUAAAAAGGUGGAGACCGUGAACGAGGGUGGAUCCAGCAGUCUUUGAAACUCACUGUUUCACCCGAGUUCACGGUCUUAGCGACCGUGAACUGACACCUCCGUCUGUGAACUGCGGGUUCGGCCUAUAACAGGGGCGUGAACCCCUAAUCUUCACAUCCCGCCGCCACCUCGUCGGAAUCCUCUGUUUUCGUCGGAAUCCCCCUUUCCAUCAAUUUUGGCGACUUCUGGUCAUCCAUUUUCUAAACCAAACACAAACCCAUUCUCCUCACUUUCGGGAGCACCUUCGCCAUAAAUUUGGGGCGAUUUGGAGCACAUUCUUUCCGGCGAGGUGAUUUCCGGCGAGCUUUAGACGAAGCUCCGGCAAGCCUGUCCAACCGUUUUUCCUGGCAUUUUCCUAAUCCCCCCCCCCCCCCUCUCUUCACCUUCCCCUUUGAUCCUACUUGAGUCUUCGGGGUGUGUUUUCAACUUUUAACUUGUUAAUUCGUGGAGAAUCGGAUUAGGGUUUUAGGUGAGGGGAAAUUUGAAAUUUAGUGAAUGAAUGUUGAAAUUAGGCGAGGGCAAUAUCAUAUUGGGUCGAUUGAAUGUUGCAUGAAGUGUUGAUUAAGUUAGUUGAGCCUUGGUGGGAAGAAUUUGGCAUGAUUUUGCGGUUUGGAUUGAGAAUUCCCACCAAGUGUAGUAUAAGGAUAAUGACUUGAUACACUUGUUUGCAUGAUGGUUGAGAACCAUUGAGGCAUGGUUUGGGUUGUUGUAUUAAUUUGGCUGAACCAUGAUUCACCCAGAACCAUGUCUCAAUGAGCUUAAUUGUUUGAAAUUCAUUCUCUUGAAGGCCUUCAAAGGGAUAGGACCUUAGUGGAAUCCUAAGUGUGGGGGGUAUUUUCUCCCCUUUGAUGUGAGAUUGGCAGAUAUAUUCCACGUAUGGUGUAUGUCUUGGAUGUUAUGAAGGAUGGUUGAUGCGGAUCACACGUAUGUUCACUACCUGGUGAACCACGAGAAAUAUGGUACAAGUUCCAACAGUGGAGGUACAACGAGGCGGGGCCUCAUUGGGUGUUGGACCUGGACAUGUUCAACCUGUUCAGGUGUCGGGCGGCGAUGUCGAAGGUCCUCAAUCAUCCCUAGUAACAUCAUCUCCUGGCAUUGACAAGCUCAUUUACCGCAAGCUCUGCGUGGAGUUCUAAUCCACCUUCUCUCACGUCAUCCAAUGGAGCAAGCGCAGCCACCCGUACGUGGAGUUCAUGUUGGAGGGUGAGCAGCAUGUAUUGUCUUAUGAUGGCUUUGUCCAUGCCAUGGGGCUCGUCCCCACACACAUGACGAUGACAGAGACACAGUACACAGCAGACUUCCACUACCUGGAAGCCUACCAGGCCAUCUGCCGCCCAGAGCACCACGACGAUGAGUUCAAGGACUCCAACACCAAUGCAGUGAAGCUUCGGAAGCCGUGGAGGAUCCUGCACACACUUCUAACAAAGUCUAUCAUCCCCAGUCUGAUGUCGGGUCACAUGAUCAAUACAGAGGAUUGAUAGCCCUCCAUAUCCUAAACUGCCCAGUAGAACCACUCCAUCUAGGAUCAGUGGUUGCCACCACCUUUGCCAGAUGCCAGGGGUGGGAUCGAGUUGAUACAAUGCAUUAUUUGGGGGCAUCAUCACGAGGCUAGCCCGACACUUCGGGGUUGAUGUGACGAGGUGCUCCAUCAUCAGCCGGAUUGAGCCAUUUCCCGUGGAGACGCUCUACAACAUGAAGUUGGUGCUCCAGGGAGAGGGAGGGAUUGAUCUAGAGGUCCCUCUGCCGGAGCAGCCGCCUACCUAGGCUCUAGGCCGCCAAUGACAUACCGCACCACCAUCAUCAGCAGCAUCAUCAUCAUCCGGAGCCGGUCUUUCCUCCUCUGUAGCCCACCUCGAGUAGUGUGUGGAUCGCCUCGAGGAGUAGUUUUUGGGAGUCACCACUCAGCUCGAAUGAUCCACCGACCUCCUAGAGAGGAUUGCUCGAUGCCAGGGCGUGCUUUCGGACGAGGAGCAGUGACCUUGGAUCCACAACGAGGUAGUGGCAGAACCGAUUUCUUCUGCCCCACUUCUCCACUUGAAACCCUGAACCCUGUUUAUUUUUAUUUUUUUCUUUCUUUAGUGUGUGAACUAGUAUUUUGUGAAUUUUUCUUUCCUUUGAAUCGUGAUGUGGAACUUUGUUAUGUGUAAUAACCUCGCCUCGAGCGAGAAUGCACGUGUGUUUUGUUUUGUCUUCUCUUUAAAGCUCAAACAUCCUACCCCAGAAAUUGUCCAACUUUCAUUCACCAAGCCAUGCGUUAACAUCGUUCUACCCCUUAUUUUACUCCAUUGACGACAAUGUCGAGCUUAAGUGUGUUGUGGGGGGGGGAGUUUAUUAUUAUGCUUGCGUGCGUGAAUGAAUGCUUGGAGCCUUGAUGUAUGCCCAAAUUUGAAAAUUUUGAGGGCUCCAAGCAAUGCAUGAUCAAAAUGGCCGGUUGGUGGGUGAAUCUCGUGUUUAUUUGGCAUUGAUCUUGAAUUGUUUCAUGUGAUCGAGUGCAUCCUAUCAUGAUGACUGAGAGUUGCAUAAGGUGUGUGCAAACGUUUAGUUCUCAUGUGUGCUUAAAUGAAUGGAUGUCUUGACUUGGUUACUCUUCGAUCACAAUUGCCUUGCAUAGAAGUUCGUGAAAUUGGAAUAGAUGAUUGGGUGUAUGGGUGUUCAAACGGAUUGGUUACCGUGGUAACCAUACUAACCGGUAAUUUGGUUUGGUUAAUUUGGAUAAUUGAUCUGGUUUGGUUAAACAAUUUAGCUUAUUUGGUUUAGGUGGUUUGGUUUGGUUUCAACACUGCUAACCAAUGAAACUAAUUAACCAAUUAAUGAUACACCUAAUAUACAAAAUAAUUUAUACUUCCAUGCAACCAACCAAACCAAACUUUCCUGAUUCCCUUUUUUAUUUCCAUGUGCACAACAAACCAAAGCAUUAUCGGUCAAAAAUUAAAUGGGCCUGCCUAUUUACUAAACCAAAACAUUAUGGACAACUAAUAGACUUUAGGAUUACGU
This is a messenger RNA of Linum trigynum, 5438 nucleotides long. The record is from the annotation of a GenBank genome assembly. Lineage: Eukaryota; Viridiplantae; Streptophyta; Magnoliopsida; Malpighiales; Linaceae.